Molecule: messenger RNA, 552 nt
Organism: Triticum urartu
Lineage: Eukaryota; Viridiplantae; Streptophyta; Magnoliopsida; Poales; Poaceae
Product: putative glutaredoxin-C2
Source: RefSeq, a predicted model, not a curated record
AAGCAUCGCUGGCUACCCAAGUGAAGGGAGCUAGUUAAGAUCAAUCAAUCGAGAUCGAGAGAAGGAGAGAGCUACCAGCAAUGGCGGAGAGGGUGAGGAGGCUGGCGUCGGAGCGCGCGGUGGUGAUCUUCGGGAUGAGCAACUGCUGCAUGUGCCACGUGGUGAAGACGCUCGAGAUGGGCGUCAGCUGGACGGUGCACGAGCUGGACAAAGACCCCCGCGGGAAGGACGUUGAGAGGGCGCUCGCUGGCAUGGUCGGCCGGAGCCCGCCCGUGCCGGCCGUCUUCAUCGGUGGUGCGCUCGUCGGCCCCACCGAGAAGGUCAUGGCGCUGCACCUCGGCGGCCAGCUCGUGCCGCUCCUACGCCAGGCCGGCGCCCUCUGGCUCUGAGCUAGACAGCCCCAUACAAAUGCAUGGCUGAUGCGCAUGGAGUACUAGCUUGCAGUUACAGAGUUAUACUACAGUACUACGUACACUACAUGUGAUCACAAUAUGAGAAUCCACCUUAUGCGUACAUAAUGCUGUUCGAUCGGUUAAUGCCGUAUGUAUUGUA